Messenger RNA from Paramuricea clavata, 2799 nucleotides. The record is from the annotation of a GenBank genome assembly. Lineage: Eukaryota; Metazoa; Cnidaria; Anthozoa; Malacalcyonacea; Plexauridae.
AUGCGUAAAACAAUCACGGCUAGUAAAAGCUAUACAAAACAUAAAUGUGACGAAAUGUUCUGCAUACAUUGUAAUAAAUUGAAAAAGAAAGAUCAUCAUUGUUAUAUUAAACUGGUUAGAGAGCAAAAAAAUGAAUCACGACCCACUUUGUAUUUUUAUGAUUUUGAAACACGCGUAGAGGAGGAGGGUUAUAUGAUACCGUUUUAUUGUAUCGUGCAAAAAGUCUGUGAUGUUUGUGACGAAAAACCGUUUGUGAAAAAUUACGAACAUUUUCUACCGCAUCCGAGCGAAUCUUUUACGGAUAUCUCAAUCGAACCGGUGCUUUGCUGUGGGCAUCAACAAUAUGUUUUUGAAAAAAACAACGACGAUAUUGUAGCGGAUUUGAUCGAUUUCAUGAUGGCUCAACCCAAAAAUAGUGUGUGGGUGGCGCAUAACGGGGGGCGAUUUGAUAGUAUUUUUUUAAUGCGUGAAUUAUUAGUUCAUCGUAAACUUGUACCCAAUGUUCUAAUGAAUGGUAGUAAGGUGAUGUCCUUAGAGUUGGAAGAACGAAAUUUGAAAGUAAUUGACAGCUACCUAUUUCUUUCGAUGAGAUUGGCAAAAUUUCCCGAGGCUUUAGGGAUUGAAAACGUAACGAAGGGGUACCACCCUUACUUGUUUACCAAUUUAAAUUAUGUUGGCGAGAUGGUAGGGUUAGAAUAUUUUGAAUUACCCCCGGAAGGUAGUAAGGAACGAAAAGCUUUUGAUAAGUGGUAUAGACAACAACAGAGUAAACCCUACGUGUUUCGUGAGGCGAUAUAUUAUUAUUGCUGCCUGGAUGUGGAUAUUUUAAGACAGGGUUGUAUCAUAUUCUCCAGACUUAUCUAUCGUAUUACGGGCGUAUUACCCUUUUACGACCGCACAUGUAAUACUGUGGCGGGUUUGGCUCUAAAAAUAUAUCGUAAAAAUUUUCUAAAAGAAGAGCAAAUUGGACAGGUGCCAGCAUGUGGUUAUGGGGGUAAGAAUAUUAAUCAAAGCGCAAUCGCUUUGUGUUGGCUGAAAGAGAUUGAAACUAUGCUAAAUGAAAACGAUCUAAGAUUACGUAGUAAGCUUAGUGUGGAGGGUGAGGCACGCAUUAUGUCACGUUAUGUUGACGGAUAUUGUGAAGAGACCAAAACAAUAUAUCAGUUUCACGGUUGUUUUUAUCAUGGGUGUGAGCGUUGUUACGAUGGUGAUUGUUACAAUAGCGUUUUAUGUGCGAAAUUUUUUACACUGUUGGCUAGCACGCAGAUAUUAUCGCGAACGUUUCGACAAGCGGGCUAUACGGUUGUAGAGAAAUGGGAAUGUGAUUAUCGCAACGAUGUCGACAUGACACCAUAUCGUUUAAAACAAUUGCGUCUAACAUCAUUUUUCGAAUUCAUCCAGUUGGAACCACGUGACGCACUUUUUGGGGGGCGCACAUCCCCUGCUACACUAUAUUAUGAUAUGAAACAUACCGGAUUACGGGCAAUGUAUUUUGACAUAUGCUCUCUUUACCCGUAUGUGCAGAAAAAAUUUGAAUAUCCUACACAACAUCCGGUCAUUUUUCGGGGUCCCGCAUGUCAAAACAUCGAUGUAAAUCAUGUGUUUGGUUUAAUUAAGUGUAAAAUUUUACCACCCACACACUUAUUGUUUCCUGUGUUACCAUUUCGUUCGGAGAAAUUAACAUUUCCCUUGUGCCGUACGUGUGUACAACGGCAGCAGAGUGAUCCAUGUCAACACGAUGAUGAACAGCGUGCACUAUAUGGCACGUGGACAAGUAUAGAAAUUCAGAAAGCUUUACAAUUAGACUACCGUAUCUUAAUUGUUUAUGAGAUUUAUCAUUAUGAGAAACGUGAAAGAAUAUUCGAUCAAUAUGUAAACACAUUUAUAAAACUUAAACAAGAAAGUAGCGGGGUACCAAAAAAAUGUCUAGACCAAAACGGUGCGGUUGUCCAAGAAAAGUUGCAGGAAUAUAUUGACGAUUAUCAAAAGCAUGAGGGCGUUGUUUUGGAGGCUGAUAAAAUGUCUUAUAAUGCAGGUCAGAGAAUGGUUAUGAAAGCUUUGUUGAAUUCCUUGUGGGGUAAAUUGGCUCAAAACGAAGAUGUUACGGUUGUGUCAUUUUUAGAAAGCCUGCACGAUUUGUUAGAAUUAGUAAACGACCGCACUGUGGACGUAACCUCUUUAGAUUUUAUUAGCGACAAUAUCGCAAGAACAACACAUAGGAAAACAGCGAGUCUAACACCCCUACCCAAUCGUAAUGUGAUUAUCGCCUCCUUUGUCACAGCGUAUUCUCGGUUGGAAUUAUUAGAGUAUUUGCUUAAAUUAGGGGAAAAUGUUUUGUACUAUGAUACAGAUUCGGUGAUUUUUAUAGAGGAUCGUGCUAAUGGUAAAUAUUUAGAAACCGGCGAAUAUUUGGGUCAAAUGACCGAUGAGUUAAUUGAAAAGAAAACAAGCGCAAAAUGGAUUGAACAAUUUUGUUCGGCAGGGCCGAAAUCCUAUUCGUAUCGUACGAAUGUCUAUACGCGUUACAACGAUGACGGUAGCGAAAGCAAACAACAAGAUGAAAUUGUGUAUGUAAAAGGGUUUUCAUUAAAAGGGGCUGCCAAAAAACUGUUAACAUUCGACAGCAUUCGAGAGUGUGUGGAAGAUCCUUCCAAAGAAAUUGAAAUUACCUAUCGGGAAUUUGUGCGUGAAAAUACACAAAGUAUUUCGGUGCAACAAAACAUGAAAACAUUUAAAUUCACCUUCGAUAAACGGGUUGUGCAUGAAAAUUUUACAACCACACCUUUUGGUUAUCAAUAA